Molecule: messenger RNA, 504 nt
Organism: Symbiodinium necroappetens
Lineage: Eukaryota; Dinophyceae; Suessiales; Symbiodiniaceae
Source: the annotation of a GenBank genome assembly
AUGGGCAAAGGCGUCGACUUCAACUUGAAGAUUCCGCCGCCAAGAAACCCACUCGGCAAGUCCGAGGCCAUGAGGGACAUGGCUCAGACGGUGAGCGGCUACCAGAAGUUGGUCACGGACCCGUCUUCUGGCGUCAAAUUCGGGCAGGAGCUUGGCAACAUCGUCCAGAAAGUGGUGGAAACUGGCUUCAAUCAGAAGUACUACGUAGACAGCGAGGGCCACCUGAGACAGCGUCUCGUACAGCUUUCUUCCCAGGGUCAGCUCGCAGGUGCUCAGUCUCUGACCCCGGCACUUUUGGUUCUAGUUGUGGUGCUGCUGCUAUUGGUGCUCGUUGCAGUCAAGAGCCGGCGGGCCUUUGCAGGAUGGAAGGAGCACCUCUGCCAGAUGGAAUGUCCGGAGUCCAGCGUGACGGACAAGAUGAUCCCGCAUGACCUGGAUUUGGAGGCGAAUGAGCAGGAGAUCAAGCCCAUCCUGGACGAGGCUUUUGCAACGCUGUCUGUGUGA